AACUGCAGUGAGUACUUGCAGUUGUUGCAAAGUGCGAACGUAUGGGUAACCAAAAUAGUGUCUACUUCGGCGCCCCUCCUGUUCGAAAAAAGGCUCCGCAACAUGCGGACAUACAAGAAGCUUGGCGGCAGAUCGCCUCGAAGGUCGCCCGUGACAAAGGUUUUGAGCACGGGCGCAAACGUAAAGUGGCCAUAAUAGGAUCGGGUGUGGCAGGUUUAGGUGCCGCGUACCAUUUGCUGACCUGCACAGCGCCUGGUGAGGAAGUAGAACUGGUAGUAUAUGAGGCCAGCGGCACUCCUGGCGGUCAUGCACACACGGAGCUAGUUCGGGAGGAAGACGGCAAGGUAAUCGCGUGCGACACAGGGUUCAUGGUUUUUAACCAUCAAAAUUACCCGAACUUGGUGGAACUCUUCGCAGAGCUGGGCGUGGACGACGAGAACACAAACAUGAGCUUCGCGGUCUCCAUGGACGAAGGGAAAGUCGAGUGGUGCUCAGAGUCCGUCAAAACCUUGGCCGGGCCCGUCUAUCGAGCCAUGCUCAAGGACAUGCUUCGCUUCAAUCGCACCGCAUCCAACCUUCUCCUAGCCGAACCCGAGGACCCGCGCCGGGCGUGGACUUUGGCUGAAUUCCUCGAGAAGGAGAAAUACGGACCUGAAUUCACCAACUACUACAUCGUCCCCAUGUGCGCCGCCCUCUGGUCGUCGUCGGCCGCGGACGUCCUGGCUGCCUCAGCCUACGCGCUUUUGACCUUCAUGGACAACCACUGCAUGCUCCAGCUUUUCAACCGGCCGCAAUGGAAGACGGUGGCGCAGCGGAGUCAGACCUACGUGCAAAAAAUUGUUGCCCUGCUGGGGGAGCGUCUCCGCUUGAAUGCGCCCGUGAAGAAGGUGGUGGUGCAUGGGAAAGGCAAGGUAGAAGUGACGGACGCGAGCUACCACGCCGAGACCUUUGACGAGGCGAUUUUUGCCUGCCAUCCCGACCAGUCCCUGGCGUUGCUGGAGGGGGAGGCGCGGGUCCGCCUGGCCCCGUACCUGGAGGCCUUCAAAUACGCGCCGAAUGCGUGCUACCUGCACAGCGACCCGCGGCUGAUGCCCCGCAAGAAGGAGGCGUGGGGAAGUUGGAACUAUAUUGGCACGUCGGCAGGGAUGCUCGGGCCGGGUCGGGAGAAGCCUGUUUUUGUGACUUACUGGCUGAAUCAGCUUCAGAACCUUGAAACCGAGACUCCCUACUUCGUCUCCUUGAACCCCCUCUUCCCCCCCGACCGGGCAUUGACCCACAAAAUCCUCCGGGAGUCCCACCCGCAAUUUACCCCCGCGACGGAAGCGGCCCAACGCAGGAUGACCGAGGUGCAGGGUCAGGACGGGCUCUGGUUUUGUGGGGCCUGGAUGGGCCAUGGCUUUCACGAGGACGGCUUACGGUCAGGCUUGGAGGUGGCGACGGCCUUGAGCGGUCAAAAGGCAGCCUGGAUGCCGCCCGAGGCGGAGGCUCCCGUGUACCCGAUGGUGAAAGCGCAUAUGAAUGCACGGAGUACUUGGGAACGCUGCCAAGAUUUGCUGGGUCAAUUAGCCUGCGUUCCCAUUCGCAACUUUUUAGCCUCGUCCAUUCAAGAAGGAUGCCUGGUCCUGCGCCUACCCGGGACAGGAGACAAAUUGUGGUUUGGAGACCGGACGGCGGGGAGGAAGGAGACGGUGGUGUUGCGGGUGCAGAGUUGGUGGUUUUUUGUCCGCGUUGCCCUAGAGUACGACCUCGGGCUAGCGCGUGCCUACAUGGCCGGCGAAUUCGAAGUCGAGGGGACCGGGUGGAACAGCGACGGGCUGACCAGGCUCUUUCUCUUGUUCAUUCGGAAUCGGGAUGCCCCCUCUGGCGGGAAGAGGUUCGCUGUCUCGGCGCUGUUGACCUCGUGGAUAGGCUACGGCCUGAAUUUCCUCCGGUACCGGCUCUCGAUGGACAACUCAUUGGCCGGCUCUCGGCAGAACAUCUCGGCGCAUUACGACAUUGGGAACGAUCUCUACACGCUCAUGCUGGACAAGUCACUCAUGAUGUACUCGUCGGCCAUAUAUCACCUAGAGCUGACCCCUUCCUCCCUCACGGCCUCCGCUGAGGCUACUUCUUCGGACCUUGUACCCGCCGGAAAUGGCAAUGGUGUCGUCGUCAAGUCCUCCUUUCCUCCCUCUUCCUACUCUAUGGCAUUCAAAGGCUCCUUGGAAGACGCGCAGCUUCGGAAGGUUGAUACGUUGAUCCGGACAUGCCGAGUCGAAAGAAAGCAUACCUUACUCGACAUUGGCUUCGGUUGGGGCGGGAUCGCCAUUCGGGCUGCGGAGACGAUUGGAUGCAAGGUAGUGGGCAUCACCCUGAGCAAGGAGCAAAAGGCGUUGGCCGAGGAGAAGGUCCGGGCGAAAGGACUCGAGCAUUUGAUCCAUUUUGAGCUGGUCGACUACAGGGUGUUCGCACGCCGGUAAGCAUCCCGGCGAAUUCGACCGGAUUAUUUCAUGUGAAAUGAUCGAAGCUGUCGGGCACAGUCACCUGGGCGAAUAUUUUCACGCGGUGGGCAGCCUGCUUAAACCGUCUGGAGUCUUUGUGAUGGAGGCGAUCACCACGCCUGAAAGCCGUUACGUGGACUACCUUAAAAGCACCGACUUUAUCAAUACGAUCGUCUUCCCGGGCUCCUGUUGUCCCUCUCUUACGUCUCUGUUGGAGGCAAUGGCCCGGCACAGCGCCCUCAGUCUGGAGGGUUUAAUCAAUAUCGACGUUCACUACGCCGAGACACUCAGGGAAUGGCGACGUAGGUUCAACCGCGGUCUUCAUGCGGUGAAAACUCAGGGCUUUGAUGACGUUUUUGUGCGCUGCUGGAAUUACUACCUUUGUUACUGUGAGGCGGCUUUUGAAAGCAAGACAGAGGGAUGUUUGAUUUUGACUUUCUCUCGCCCGGGAAACACCCUCAGCCUCACUGACAACACCCCGUGCCGUGUCCUCUCCUCUACGUCUCCCUCCGCAACCUUUUUCGCUUCCGAGGUGGUUACAAAUAUGGUGAGCAUCGGAACCAGUCCGCGGAAGAAGGGGUCAAGAGAUGGUGGGAGUGGGCCGUCGACCCCGCAGCGACUGUUGCAAUAUGCCCGAGAGAAGUUCACAGUGGGAACGGAAUAAUAGAAGUGAUAAAAGAAGAACCUCAUGUUCAAGCACUACUGUUCCAUGUUUCUCAGCUUGUGGGGGGUAUUGAACGACAACAGUGGUUGAAAGCUUACAUGCAGGUUUUGAGCUUGAGUGAGCUUCUUAUCUAUAACAAUGUAGAAACUCAGGAUCAAAUGUGCAGGACAUCAGCUCGGGAGGUCUGAGCUGUUUUUUGGGAGCAAUCACACUUCUUACUGGACGACAAUUGAGACUUUUACGGUUCAGAAACCCUUUCCCGAAAAUAUGUGUUGGUCCGUACCGAUUUUCAUACUAGAUGUAAGGGGGAAAAAAUGAUGACGCUCCAUAAAACCAGCCGAUAAUAGUUGCUUUCCCACCGCUUAACGGGCUACAGCUUUCACGGUCAUGUUUACUACUAGAUUCAUUCCAUUCAUUGCGCUGUGCGGGUCGAUCCGACAUUCUUGACGUGCCAUUUCUCCUCUUGGAUGAUUUCCACGCUUAUCUUCUCAAAUUUCAUUGCAACACCUGCAUCCAAACAUCACCGAAUAAGCAAACCUUCGCAAACCCAACGAGGGCUAGAAAGCUUGCCUAUCCUCAUGUCUGCUGCCUCACUGAAGCUUGCUCUUGUGGGCGCGGUGGAAGAUGCUUCAACUGUUGCUUUGAGACCGCAGCCGCUCUUGCCAAGGCGGCAAGGGUAACAGGCUGGCCACUGGGUCGAUCAAGGGCCUGCUCUUUGUGCCUAUGCGCUUGCUGUUGUCUUCGCAGCACCGUUGGCCCCUCCCCUUCGCACUUCUCCUUCUGAUCUCCUUGGCCGGGGGAGAGCAAGGAGGGGCGACCGGCAGGAGCAGGGCUGCAUGUCGUGCGGACGCUUUUCUGUGACGGAGACGAUGGUCGAGGGUGACCGCGAGCAGGGCCCACGACGUCCGUCGGACCGACCGGUCCGAGAGGGGCAGAGGGAAAUGUCGAAGGCGGCAAGGGAGCAAACGGAGCAACGAGAGAUUGGGGAAGCUGCGGUGCGGGGACGCCGUUGCUAGCCAUCCGCGUGCUGAGAGCCAUACGGGCGGCUGCCGCCAAUGCGGUGCCGGAACUUGGUGACCUGUGCGACUCCAACCUGGCCUUCUCCACGCCAAGCAUACCAUCCUCUCCCCUCUUCUCAUCACCCUCCUUCUUUUGUCCCCCCAAGGCAUUCGGUAGCAUCAUCGACAAGGCCGUCAGCAAACCUCUUUCUUUGGAGCCCUUCUCCGCACUCUCGGGCAAUGCCUGCUUCUCCACUUCCUCCCCUACCCCCUUCCCUUCGUUUUUCAGGCUCCCGUUGACAGCGACUCCAAUGCUCAAAUUCCUCUCGCCAUCGUCAUCGUCCUUUUCCCCUUCCCCCCCCGGGACCGUCCCCUGGCUGCCCUCACCGGCCCCUUUCACUCCCGCAAGCUCUUCCCCCUCGUGUUUUUUUUCCUCCUCCUUCAAUCCCUUUUCCCUUUGACCUAAGCCUUGCCGCCUCUUCUCCCCCCGUCGGCCUUGCCUCCGCUUCCUCUUGCCCCGAAAGACGUCCUCCACCUCCUCCUUGCUCAACAAGCCCACAAUACCUUUCCUCGACACGGUGCCCUCCGUCCCUGUGAAGCCGUCGAUGAGCCGCCGCAUGUCGAAAUGAUGCCGGCUCCGGUCCGAGUAAACCGCCUCGAUCAUCUUUUUCGUCUUGCCCGUCUGUGUGUCGACCAUGGCUUCGAUCUUGGAGCCAAAGCGGGCUGUGUACAGUUGGGGCUUCAAGGCCCCCCCGGACGGCACCAGCCAGU
Nannochloropsis gaditana CCMP526 is the source of this 4913-nucleotide messenger RNA. Its product is annotated as amine oxidase. Gene Ontology annotation, molecular function: oxidoreductase activity. The record is from RefSeq and is a predicted model, not a curated record. The coding region runs from base 42 to 2459 and encodes 805 amino acids. The transcript is spliced from 3 exons.